AUGGAAAGUCCUGGAUGCUUGAGGAGGCAGGCUGUGCUUUAUUCCGUACCUCUUCUUCUGGUGGCAAGCCAUUUCCCAGGCCCAUAUCUGUUCGUUCUAUCCAUUCCUUCCUCCUUGUUUGCAUUUCUUAUCCCCGGAACGAAGAGAAGAAUGUACAUAUCAAAUCUGCUGUUUAUUCUUUCUCUAUUGUUUCCAGGAUUGUACUUCCUGUGUUAUGGAUUCACAAUAGCUGCAAUAUAUGUAUCUGUAAGCAAUCUUUGUAUGGGCCGAUUCCGCAAAGAAAACCUUGUAAUAGCAGGGAUGAUGGAAUCCAUGGGGAUGCUCCUGUCGCUAUAUUCCUUAAGAAACAAUGUAGUGUCGAUAUGCCUUGCGGCCCUCUACUUCCUUUUCAUACAUCGUCUGAUGUCUCCUCCGAUAGAAAGCGACAAUUAUGGACAGGCAUAUAAGAAGAUAGCUUGGCUUCUGAGGGAGGCCUCAUUUACCGAUAGAGCCAAUGAGUACAGAGAGGUUGUGGGGUGUAGAAGCAUAGUGGUUCCCGAGUUCAAGAUAGAUCUUUGGACGCCACUGCUCAUGGGAAGGCUGUCAUGCCUUGCCAAAGCAGUCAUAUGCUGCUCAUCACUGAUUCCAAUAGGAAAAUCAUAUUGGAUGAGCUUUGUGGUGUACUCGCUAUCGUUUCUCCCUGUGGAGUGGGCUUGCAUGUGCCUUUCGUUCUUCUGCGACUUUGGUUCGGGGCAUCCAUUCUACAGGCUGGUUAGUGCACAAGCCCUGUAUCUCAUGACCAGGUGA
Messenger RNA from Encephalitozoon hellem ATCC 50504, 786 nucleotides. RefSeq lists its product as uncharacterized. The transcript has a single exon. The record is from RefSeq and is a predicted model, not a curated record. NCBI's taxonomy places the organism in Eukaryota, Fungi, Microsporidia, Unikaryonidae. Bases 1 to 786 code for a protein of 261 amino acids.